Penicillium robsamsonii is the source of this 1668-nucleotide messenger RNA. Its product is annotated as TPR domain protein. The transcript has a single exon. Gene Ontology annotation, cellular component: intracellular anatomical structure. The coding region runs from base 1 to 1668 and encodes 555 amino acids. The record is from RefSeq and is a predicted model, not a curated record. Gene Ontology annotation, molecular function: protein binding. Lineage: Eukaryota; Fungi; Ascomycota; Eurotiomycetes; Eurotiales; Aspergillaceae.
AUGGACCAGCCAUCUCCUGCCGAGGACUACUAUAACCUAGGUGACUACCGUCGCAAUGUGACCACAACGAACGAAGAUGCCCAACUUUGGUUUAGUCGAGGCUUGAUCUGGGCCUACGCCUUCAAUCACGAAGAAUCUGCCCGAUGCUUCGAAAAGGUCGUCGAAUUCGACCCCACAUGCGCCAUGGGAUACUGGGGCAUUGCCCUCGCCCUGGGUCCCAACUAUAACAAGCCAUGGCAGAUAUUUGAUGGAGAAGAUCUCUCCGCCACCACGACUCGCGCCCAUCGCGCGAUUCUACAGGCGAAGAAACACGCUCCCGCCGUGACACUUUUGGAAAAUGCUCUUAUCGAUGCACUGCAGCACCGAUACCCCCAAGAACAGCCCGUAGAAGACUGCACAGAAUGGGAUAAGAAAUACGCCGACGCAAUGACAUUAGUGUACAAUGACCACCCGGAUGACCUCGACGUGACCGCGCUGUACUGCGAUGCGCUGAUGAACUUGACUCCAUGGGGUUUGUGGGACAUAAAGACGGGCGAGGCUGCACCAGGGGCAAAAACAUUCGAAACAAAAAAAGCGCUAGAUAGAGUCUUGGAACGAGACGAAGCCCUCGAUCAUCCCGGCAUCUUACAUCUUUACAUCCAUCUGAUGGAAAUGUCCCCGACACCUGAAAUUGCCCUGCCGAUAGCGGAGUACCUGCGCGGCCUUGUGCCUGAUGCUGGCCAUUUGGAGCACAUGCCCUCCCAUAUCGAUGUCUUGUGUGGUGAGUACAAACGCGCGGUCGCGGCGAAUACAUCUGCAAUCCGCGCAGACGAUAAGUUCCUCGGCAACCAGCCCCUGGGCCACUUCUAUAAUUUGUACCGUGCACAUGAUUACCACUUCCGCAUGUAUGCUGCUAUGCUGGGCGGCCGAUCGAAGGUCGCACUUGAGUCUGGGGCCGAGCUCACGCGGAUAAUCACCGAGCCUCUUCUGCGCAUCGAGUCUCCGCCGAUGGCAGAUUGGCUGGAAGGUUUUGUCGCUAUGCAAAUGCAUGGAUUUGUGCGCUUCGGUCGCUGGGAGGAAAUCAUUGCCACAGAGCUGCCGGAAGAUGCAGAGCUGUACUGCGUCACCACUGCAAUGAUGCACUAUGCAAAGGGCGUCGCGUUUGCUGCUACCAGCUGUGUGCCGGAAGCAGAAGAACAGCGAGAGCAUUUCCUACGAACAAUGAAGCUCGUCCCUGCUUCGCGCACGAUCUUCAAUAACCGUUGUGUUGACAUUCUUGCCGUUGGUGAGGCGAUGCUCGAUGGCGAGAUUGCGUAUCGCCGUGGCGAAUACAAUGCUGCGUUUUCGUAUCUCCGGGACGCCGUGCAAAGGGAUGAUGCAUUGCCGUAUGAUGAGCCUUGGGGCUGGAUGCAGCCGGCUAGACACGCACUGGGGGCAUUAUUGCUGGAACAGGGUCGCGUUGAGGAGGCUGCGGCCGUAUAUUCUGCGGACCUUGGAGUUGACACAUCUCUGCCUCGUGCUUUGAGGCAUCCGGGCAAUGUAUGGGCUUCGCAUGGGUAUCAUGAGUGUUUGGUCAAGAUGGGCCGAAAAUACGAGGCACGUGCCAUGUUGCCGCAACUGAAGAUUAAUUUAGCCUGGGCGGAUGUGCCUAUUAAAUCGUCGUGUUUCUGUCGGCAGAUAACUGAGUGA